CCUUACUUAAGGGAUUAGGCAAAUGUGGAUCUAGCUUACUCUGAGAGUUGAACACUAGCAGUUGUCUUCAAAAUGAGCCACUUUGAAUUUGCAAUACCUGUGCAAAAGGAUGAGUUAUUGGAGUCUCACGUCGGACAAUAUCAUGUCGAAGAUGUGGUGCAGAUAAGAGUGCUUUUAUCCAAACUACAAGAUGCGGCAAGAGCGUAUAAUGCCGAAGGCGUCGAAUACAUACUGGAGCACUUUGACACAUAUUUUUCUAUUAUUGUCCAUGGUAACAAGCUUGAAUGGAACAUCAUCAAUAAAGGGUUUGACCACCUUGUCAGAACUGCUAAGGCCUUGUGCAGUCAUAUUGAACUGAUUAUGCAGGAUCAAGAGCUAGAUGCAGAUCUUAGAGUGAAGAACCUAAAUAUUGUGAAAAUGGUCAUGUACCUGUACACACAAAUAAUGAAAACUAAAGAUGUUAAGUUAGCAGCUGAUAACUCCACCAAACUCACUUUGGGCAAAAAGGGGAAAAAGGCAACAGAAGAUGAAGAGUUUUGUGGCUGGACGGAAUCUGAUAAGCAAGCUGCUCUUGUGACUUUGCAUUUAUUGCUUCAACAACCUUUGAAUCGCCUGUGGGACCCUCCACUGGCAGAAGAUAACUUUGUAACGAUGGUUUCUGAACCUUGCUACAAAGCGUUAGAAGAACAGAUAAUAAAGAACAAAGCUGUGAGAGAGACGGUCUUCCAAGUACUUGGAGUACUCAUAAAAAAAUAUAACCAUGGAACUUCCUGCCUCAUCAAGCUGGUGCAGGUUCUUCAAAUGGCGGAACACUCCGUGUCUCCAAUCUGUGCUGGAGUUGUGCAGCUGACCAAAGAUUUUGAAAUAGGAACAUUUGGACCUCAGAUGGUGCGUGAAAUAGCAGAAGCCCUAGCGACGAGUGAGGAGGAGAACGCGGCUGUGGGCACGGAACAGGGCGCGGCCAGAAACUGCGGCGCCUUCCUGCUCGAGCUUACCAAGGAACUGCCCAAAGAAAUGACCUCUGCUAUUACCACAUUGCAGUCAUAUCUGGAAAGUGAUGAGUCAUACACACUACGUAUCAGCGUGCUCGGCAUGAUGUGCGAGGCGCUCAGCGUAGAGCUACGCGGCGAGGGCCUGACCGACGAGCAGCGCGCCCAGCGCGACGACUUCCUCGACGACCUCUACGAGCACAUGCACGACCUGUCCGCCUACGUGCGCCACAAGGUAUUGCAGUUCUGGUGCCGCCUGCAGCGCGACAACAGCGUGCCCGUGACCAGGCAGAGGGUUGUGCUGGAACGCGCCAUCGGCCGCUUGAGGGACAAGGCUGCUAUUGUUAGGAAGGCAGCCAUACAGUUGCUGAAGGUAUUCUUGGAAUGCAACCCUUUCUCCGCCCAAUUGAAAUUAGAAAUAUUAGAAGAACAACUAGAAACCGAGCAGAAGAUAUUAGACGAUCUGCAGAAAAAAUUGAAUCCAGGGCCAGAUCCAAAGCUAGUAGAAAAGUGGGAGAAAAUUAAAGAUGAUAUUGUAGCUGCUAUUAACGAAGGAAUGAACACUUUGACGCAAGACGAACCUGACCUAUCACAGGCUUCGCUGGAUAACUUGUAUGACUCGAUUAGAAAGCAUUUACGAGAGAAGAACUAUUUCAAGGCAUACUUGAUUGUUAAACAUACAGAGAGGCAAUAUCCCGAAGCGAGGUAUUUAAGGUGCAGCAUGGAAAAAAGUGACCAAGUGGAAUAUUUUGUGGCUCUCCUUAAGAACAUUUUUGUAAUACCAGACAGACGUCAAUCUAUAACACUAAGCCAGCAAUGUGAAAACGAAUUGGCCUUAUACAAAAAGUUGGAAGAAAAGGAAGCCAUAGUCGCUUUCUUGCAAGAGUCUGUGCAUUUCAGUAGAAUGGUUAGCGAGGCGGUACCUUUGAUUAAUACUUUGUUGAUGUCUAAGCAGGCAGGGGAUGUCAAUGAAGCUAUAGAAUUCUUCACCACGGCACACCACUUUAAUAUUGAAUCGGCCAAGACUGGUGUAGCUAACAUGCUGUUGCUUGUAUGGUCACCUGAUCAGGAAAAACGGCAAGCCGUAGAGCGCGCCUACCGCGACAUGUACUUAGAAUGCGACAGCAAGCCGGAGCGCGCCCGUGCGGUCAAUAUCGCGCGUAAACUGGUAUCUCUGGUGGCCACUAUUGACCGCAGCAGCGCGCUCGCUCUGGACCAUCUCGUGGACCAGUGGGUCGACAAGGGGGACAUCACUCCGUCCAUCAUCCAGGUGUUCUGGGAGAUGUUUAUGAAGAAAAUCGACGGAACCACAGAUAUGGACAGCUACGCAGCGCUGGCGCUCCUUGUAAUGGUUUCCAAAGCCAAACCCUCCGUAGCACUCGCUAACCUCGAAGUCAUACAAACCCACGGCUUGACGGGCGACUACAAUUCCAGGAACUUGAGCGCCCAACUAUUACUGUCAUUGAGCAAGAAGAACAAAAGAUAUCCGGCUGAUCAUCAGAUAUUUACCUCAAUUUACGAUAGUUUGUUAGAAACGUUUUCGAAACUUAACAAGUUCACGUCGUUUGCGGCUUAUUCUAUCGACACGAUUUACGCGAUCUGCGAUACGCCUGAGAUUGUCUGCGCGAAGAUAUUAGCGGAAAUGUAUAGAAGGGUGCAGCAGGCGAUGGUGAAACAGGGCGAGAAUGAAGAGGAGGUUUCUCUGCCGGUUGAGCUGCUCACUCGCUUCGUGUUCGCGCUGGGACAUGUGGCGUUCCAACAGCUCAUCUACCUCGAUGUGUCAGUGUACAGUGAGCUGAGGAGAAGAAACCAGGUCCGUGAAGACCGCAAAUUAGAGGAAAAGCGUAAGAAGAAAGCCGGUGCGUUCGCCACUCCAGCUCGGAAGGGGCGAGUGGAGGACCUGCGCCGCCAGACGCUCAUGAACGCGUCCGGAGCGAGCGCGUCCAGUCGCGGUCAGCGCUCCGCUAGCGUCUCCAAGGGACCAUCUACAAACACUACGAUGACGGAAGACGAAACAGGGCUAGAAGGCGCGGUGGCGGACGACGCGGACGCAGAGUAUGUGCGCGGCGUGUGCGAGCGAGAGAUUGUGGGCGAGGGCACGGCGCUGGCUCGCUACGUGCCCCUGCUGCGUCAUAUCCUGGCUAACCCGGCGCGCGCGCCGCCCUCCUUACAGGCUGCCGUCGCUCUCACCUUCACUAGAUUCAUGCUAGUAUCGAGCACUGUGUGCGACGAAGGCCUGCAGCUGAUGGUGACAGUGCUGACACGUUCACGGAAUGUGGCGCUGCGGACCAAUCUCACUAUAGCGUUCGCUGACCUUACGCUACGUUUCCCUAAUCUCACCCAACCUUGGACCCGCCAUAUCUACCAGAUCUUAAGCGACGAGGAGUUAGAAGUGCGUCAGUGCGCAGUGAAGAUGCUCUCGUUCCUCGUGCUGCAUGAGAUGGUGCGAGUGAAGGGCCAGAUCGCAGAUAUGGCGUUAUGCUGCGCCGACAAAGACGCAAAGAUCGCGUCGAUGACGCGUCUGUUCUUCAAGCAGCUCUCUCAGAAAGGCAACGCGCUCUAUAACGUGAUGCCGGACAUCAUCUCGCGGCUCAGCGACCCGGAGCUCAGCGUGCCGGAGGAACAAUACAGAAUUAUUAUGAAAUAUAUCACAUCGCUCAUACAGAAGGACCGCCAGACUGAGGCCCUGGUAGAGAAGCUGUGCCAGCGAUUCAAAAUGUCUACAGAAGAACGGCAGUGGCGCGAUCUCGCCUUCUGUCUGUCCUUGUUCAACUACAACGAACGGACGCUCAAGAAGCUUAUCGAGAACCUGGACUGUUACAAGGACAAACUGCACUGCAAUGGCGUCAUGCAAUCGUUCCACACCAUUAUGAAUAAUGCGUCGAAAAUGGCUAAGAAUGAAGUAAAGGCACUAGUGACGGAGCUAGGAGACAAGAUAGAGGAAUGUUUCGCGGUGCGCUCGCCGGCGCCGGGCGCGGGCGCGGAGCCCGGCGCGCCGCGCACGCCCGCCGCGCCGCGCGCCACGCCGCGCCGCAAGCCCGCGCGGCGCUACCGCCGCCGCUCCUCCUCCAGUCCUGACGAGAAUGAACCACCCACUAACACUGAAGGUACACCUCAGUCAGUCAGAAAAUCUAGCAGAAAUGCCAGAUCCAGAGUCGUCAAGGCGAUUGCGAAUGAUUCCGACGAAUCAGAUGAAGAGGAGCAACAAAAGGAAGAUGAUGAAGUAUUUAAGAAGCCCACUGCUAGGAAAGCAACUCGAAGAAGGAAGAAUUGAGCUGUUACUGUAAAACACAUGUUAUGUUUAAUGGUUUAUGUAAUAAAAAACUAAAUGCAUAAGUC
Cydia fagiglandana is the source of this 4328-nucleotide messenger RNA. It is a transcript of the gene Cap-D2, whose product is annotated as condensin complex subunit 1. The transcript is spliced from 23 exons. Gene Ontology annotation, cellular component: condensin complex; nucleus; condensed chromosome, centromeric region. The record is from RefSeq and is a predicted model, not a curated record. Gene Ontology annotation, biological process: meiotic chromosome condensation; mitotic cell cycle; mitotic chromosome condensation. Gene Ontology annotation, molecular function: histone binding. Bases 73 to 4263 code for a protein of 1396 amino acids. Lineage: Eukaryota; Metazoa; Arthropoda; Insecta; Lepidoptera; Tortricidae.